Molecule: messenger RNA, 2071 nt
Organism: Ostrea edulis (European flat oyster)
Lineage: Eukaryota; Metazoa; Mollusca; Bivalvia; Ostreida; Ostreidae
Product: F-box/LRR-repeat protein 21-like
Exons: 2
Coding region: 202-1659 (485 amino acids)
Molecular function (GO): protein binding
Source: RefSeq, a predicted model, not a curated record
UCAUGAUAUAGUCAAUAAAAUACAGAAUAAUCUUAGGAUUUAAUAGUGUAUACACUCAUUAGUCAUCAAUAGGCAUCCUAGCCAAGGGCAGGUAAUUCCGUAUAGCACUGUCAUAACUAAAUAUAGGAUUCUAAAAAUAAAUAUGUGUUCCGUUACUUGCACAGUAAACAAAUCGGACAGGACGUCAUUAACGAUUGAAGAAUGAUGACCGAUAGCUCAAGUGACCAGGACGGCCGUGAUUUUAGCUAUCUUCCCACAAUUGCCUGGGUCAAUAUCUUAGAUCAUCUAAACUUGAAUGAUAAAUACCGUGUCUCUACCACGUGUUCAAAACUAAAUGAAGCUUUCAAUCAUCCAACUUUAUGGCGGAAAAUGACGUUAUUCAUAAUGGGAAACAUGGAGAACUAUGGGCUACACAGCCAAGUGAUGAUACCAGCCCAAAACAUCAAACUGGUCAAACGUUUUGGAAAGUACUUCCAAAAUUUAACUUUUGUUAUUAGCGGUCAUUUAAAUGAAGACUUUGGUGAUUGGAAUGAUCUCGUGGAGGAGGUUACCAAACAAUGCCGGUUGGAAACGUUAACGCUUUACGUAGGAAUCGUGACGUCAAUGCGUCAUUUCUCUGGAUAUAGGUCUUGUGGUCGAAAUCUUAUACCCCUUGUGAAUUUUGUAAAGAAUGCAUUUCGUCUGAAAAACCUUAACAUUAUAUCUUGGCCAAUGUUUCCUCGAAACUUGCAAAACCAUGACGAAAAUAUUUUCGAAGCAGCGAUGGUAAACAUUAAGCUUAAGGAUCUUGAGAAUCUGAGUUUGUUUUGGUCAAACACAAACAGCUGGACAGAAAGGCAACCAAUUCUUCUAUCACCCAACGAAACGGUAGUUCUUGUAAACCACUUCAGUAAUCUCAAACACUUGGCUCUCCGUUCUCCAAUGAUGGAUGAAAACAUGCUGAAUGUUUUAUCCCAAAGACAGAGAAGCACAUUACAACGUCUAAGAAUACUUGUCAAUUACAUUUCUAACGACCCAGACUUCGAAAUACCUGAAAUUUCAGACAUGGCUUGGGAGAACUUUUGCUUGAAGAAUGUUGGUGUACAGGUGGAACUGACAAUAAUGUCUCGCGUUUCUCUCGUCGAAUUGUCAAAUUUAUUAAAACCGGCCUGUCCAGUUUAUGUGACAAAAUUUAUGGCUUAUUCUCGUUGUGAUGGGAAUGUCGUACAAUAUCUGACGGAUAAGUACAAGAAAACACUCACAUGCUUCGAAUCUUUUGGAGAAGACUCCUGUUUUGAAAAGGAGCUUGUUAACAUGGUAGAAAAGUCACCCAACCUACUAAAACUGGUGUACCGCGGAAACAUCAACUGUCAAAAUGUAGAAUGCUUGGCAGCGCUACGAUCGAGGUCAUGGGUGACCUUCGAUAUUUUAAGAGAGAAUAUCUAUGUGGAAGAAAAUAACAUCGAAAAUAGAUAUGAUGAAAAUGAAGUAAUUGCAAAAGGCCCGGAUGGAACUUAUGUCCUUGUGGCGAUGCUCAAGUUUCACCAGAAAGAACAGUCGAGGUUGUGUAAGGAGGCUAGAGAAGACGAAAUGAUCGACAACGUCUCGAGUCACUUGGGACGCAAAUGGUUUCCAACAUCCAGGAAAUCUACAAAAUUGGAUACUCCGUUGAUAGUGUAGUUAAGAAGAGAAGUGGAGCAGACUUUUGAUAACAACUGAGAAAUAAUAGGAACAAUAAAUUUACUUUAUACACAUACAAAAGUUCAGUGUCAUCUAGACAUUAUUCUCUUUUGAAUGCGUACAACGUGCAUUAAAAUCAAUUUUUCGCGCAAUUUUUUGGACGCCUCCAAGGAUUAACUCAUUUAUGUAUAUAUUGUAUGCAUGUUCCAUGUACUCUAUAACUUGUAAUUGUACUUUCACUACCUGUAUUUUUCUAGUCAGUCUCAAAGGGGAUAACACUUUACCUGACACCUAUGUACAUGUUUCAACAGGUAUUGUUUAUUCAGGUGACCCCUCUUAAUGAUUUGUUAUACAUUUUACUUAACAAUUUACCUUAUGUCAUUCAAUAAAUGACAUAUUCGACAAAACUGCA